Miscanthus lutarioriparius is the source of this 1644-nucleotide messenger RNA. The record is from the annotation of a GenBank genome assembly. Lineage: Eukaryota; Viridiplantae; Streptophyta; Magnoliopsida; Poales; Poaceae.
AUGGUGCGGAGGCAGAGCGACAUCGACUGGUAUAGCGUGUUUCUGUCCGCCUUUUCUCACGACGGCGCGGUCGACACCAGCUCCGACUCCCCCGUGCCAGCACCGCAAGCCCCCGCGUCUCCAGGUGGCCGCCAAAGGUUUGAGGAGCCGCACAACGAGUUCGAGCAGCGCUUCGGCCCCAGCGCGCCGGUUGAUGAUGGGCCGCACUUCCGACUCACCCGUGCAGCGACCAAGGCUGCUAUUGGUUUGGGACCAGAUGUGGAUGUUCCUGCUGCUUCUAAGGGCGUAGAUGAUUUCAGUCCGGUAGAUGAGGAUGAGCAACGGGAACAUGUGAGCCACGAACACUGUUCGAAGUCAUCUCCCAAGUUUAGUGGGCAGAAGAAGAAUGAUGGCCAGGCUCAUAUUGGUUUGGGACCGGAUCUUCCUUCUGCUUCUAAGGGCGUAUACGAUUUCAGUCCGGUGGAUGAGGAUGAGCAGGGGGGACAUGUGAGCCGCAAACAUUGUUCGAAAUCAUCUCCCAAGUUUAGUGGGCACAAGAAGAAUGAUGGCCAGCUACCCUUGAAUAAAAGGAGAAACCAAGGCCAUGGUGGAAAAAGGAAACCUUCUGUGAACAAACGGAGGGCUCAUGCCACUGAUCCAGAGGAGUCUGAUUAUGAAAGUUCACUUCCCAGUAGAUUCUCUAAGAGGAGGAAGCAACAGCUUCAGAAUUCAUCUUCUGUUCAUUUUCGAAAGGUUCAAGAUGUGGUUCUAUUGGAUGAUGAAGAUAUGGAACCGAAGGAAGAAGUAAACUGUGAGAUGUCUGACAGACUGAAUGAACCAAAGAUCUACUACCCAUCAAGAGAUGAUCGAGAAGCUGUCGUGCUCACCAGAUAUGAUAUUAAAUGUCUUGAUCCUGAAGUAUUUUUGUCUUCACACAUGAUAAACUUCUACAUCAAGUACAUCGAAAGGACCAGAUUGUGUAAUGAAAAUUUCAGAGACAAAUUCUACAUAUUGAACAUGUAUUUUUUUGGAAAGCUUGAAAAAGCAUUGUUUCAGCGGCGUGACUUUCCAAAGUUGAGAAGAUGGUGGAAAGGUGUCAAUAUAUUCAAUAACGCAUACAUCAUCUUGCCUAUCCAUGCGAACAUAAAGGACAGGAAAUUGGAAGCAGACAACUCAAAAAUGGUCGUAGAGGUUGGUGACGCUGCUAAGAGUAUAAAAGGCAUCAGUGUUGCAGAAUCAGAUGAAGCAAGUGGGGAGUUUGGAGACACUGAAGCAGCCUCAUGCUCAGAUAGUGUCGUCAAAGACAAUAAAGGUACAGUAAAAGUAGAUUCUGGCAACUUAAAAGCUGAGAAUGAAGGCAAACCGAUUGUGACUGCAUCGCCAGAUAGAUUGAAGGGGACUGAGGAGGUCAUCGGUAGCACGCCAAUUCCGGAUGCAGUUAGUGACAGCGGUGUGAAAAGAUCAGAGGGGAAUGAGGAGGUCACUGGUAGCAUGCCAGUUCCGGAUGCAGUUUGUGAGAUCAGUGGGACCAAGGUGUGGAUCACAAGAGUUUACAGACGAACAAGUGAAACAACGUUGGAACCUGGCAAUUGGUGUUGGAGCAGCGGCGGAUCCAGCAGGGAUGCACGCAGGAAAUUCAUAGAACAUUUCUCUCGAAAACAGUAA